This is a messenger RNA of Ceratitis capitata (Mediterranean fruit fly), 8450 nucleotides long. RefSeq names its product furin-like protease 2. Lineage: Eukaryota; Metazoa; Arthropoda; Insecta; Diptera; Tephritidae. Gene Ontology annotation, biological process: protein processing. Gene Ontology annotation, molecular function: serine-type endopeptidase activity. Gene Ontology annotation, cellular component: trans-Golgi network; Golgi membrane. The transcript is spliced from 19 exons. Bases 2564 to 8164 code for a protein of 1866 amino acids. The record is from RefSeq and is a predicted model, not a curated record.
GAGCCAACACAGUUUACUGUUCGCUGUUUGGUGUUCGCUAACUCGCUCGCUGCUCGCUAUCAAAAGCGCCCAUUGGAGUCAUUCGCUUUACAUAGACAAUUCAGUUUCAGUUGAAGCGUGUUUACGAACGGUUCGUUUCGUUUGACGAUUACGCGUGGUGUUUUAUAGUGGUGUCUCCUUCGUAUCCGUAUCCGUGUAUAAGCUGUUUUUCGCAAUCGAAAACGCAAUCGCAAGUUCGCAAAUCGCACGCUAGCUAGCUUAACCUCACUCGUCGUCGUGCACGGUUCGUUUUGUAACCAAAAAUAAAGAAAAAAAUUAAAAUAAAGAAAAAAAAAUUUAAGCAAAAUUACAAAGAGCAUAAAGCAUACGAAAUAUUAUUGAAAGAUACAUGCAUUUAUGUAUGUAUAUAUAUUGUGCAAACAUAUUUUGCAAAUAAAUACAUAUUUGCAAUUAACAAGAAUGUGUUUGGCUAGAAAAUAGCAGAAAAAAAAUUCGUUUGUGAAAAUAAAAGUGUUUAUAAGUGUUAUACUUUUGUGCGCGUUUAUUCGUAAGCCAACUCACUCGGCCGCCCAUUUCCUUCCAGUACCGCACUUGGAGCGUAUGGAGUACCCUUAAACGGUGCAGCUCACACAAGCAGCUUUCGGUGACUUCAAAGUCAACACCAACGCAUUUUUAAAUAUACAGCAACAACAACGUCAGCGGAGAUGAAAAACUUGAAAAAAAGCUUGGCGGAAAAACAACACUGCAGCGCUUUGAAACAAUAGAAAAAAAUUAAAUAAUCGAGUAUCGCGGCAAACGUAAUCGAACACUUGUUUAAAAUUAGUGAAAAAGAAAAUAAGGAAAAAAAUUUAAAAGAGUAGUACACGCAGUGUUUGAAAACAAAAAAGUUGCGAAAGUAAACAAAUAAAGGGAAAAUAAAAAACAAAGAAAUAAAAAAUUUUUUUAAACAAAACUUUUGUCGUUUGUCAGGCUUAUAAAAAGUAAUAAAGCAAACGAGAGCGAGAAAAGCGCUAAAAAAAGAACAAAAAUAAAUAUAGAAAUAAAUAAAAAUAAAUACAAACAGCUGCGAGUAAGCAAAAGUGUGUAAACAAGGCGUGGUGGCACAGAACAGAGGUUUUGAUAAAUACAUAAGAAUAGCAACAACAAUUCCAUAAGCGUUAAAACAGCCUCAACUCCAAACGCCAAACGCGUUUAACCAAAGCGGAAGCGACUCAUUUCUGCGCUUGCAUAUCAACAUAUAGGUGUGUGUGUGUGUGUGUGUCUGUUCGAUUUUCUUUUUUCGCAUUUCCAUUUCUUCGUUCAUUUGACUUCUUUGCCCAAUUACAAUUUCACUGUCAGUAUCUGUUGCCGUCUGCAGUUCAGAGCAAGUUCAAUCGAACGUGAUUCGUGUGUACGCGUGUAAUUUCAUUGUCUCUGUCAAGAGUGCGACGAGCGUUUCAAAAUCAUUAGUGAAAUUUCCGAAAAGCGUGAAAAAUUAAAAACGAAAUAAAUGCAAAAAUAAAAAAUAUAAAAAAAAAUUAUUAAAUACGUGACAGAAUAACGUGAUUUCGAUUAAUAUAUUUUUUGUUUGUUUGUUGUAUAUUAGGCCCAACAAGUAGUUAAACGUUUGUGGAGUCAUUAUUUUUGCGAAUGACGUCGCAUUAAAAAAAAAAAACAAGAAAAAAGACUAUUAAAAAAAUCAGUGAAUAACAACGGAAAAAAUAUUUAAUGAACUAAAAAAAAAUUAAAAAAAAAAUUUUAAUUAAAUCAAAAAAAAAUUUAUUAAGCACACUAAAAAGCCCAGGCUAUUUAAUCAACCCUUUCACUAAAACUAUAAACUCAAUAUCUCUUAUUUGUUAUGCCAUGCACUACGCUUGUAGCGUCACUUCACUCUUAAGCGUAAGAUCUCAAUUUUACUCCGAGUAUUAAAUAGAAGAUAUUCAACAUUUAAACAGGUUGACGAUUUACUAUUUCAUUCAUUGUGAUACUCAUCAAUAAUUUGAAAAGCUGGAAUUGUUGUCAACACCCAUUGUGUCGCCAUCAUUGUCACGCAGGCGUUUUCAAUACAACAGUCGCCAUUGUCACGCUGUGCGAAAAGUGUCCUUCGAAAAUACUAACAUACCAACAUAGAAACUCGUGCAAUUUUUUAUGUUGAUUGCGUUUAUUUUAUUCUGCCGAAAAAUUGCUUGUAAUUCGCUGCUUUAAUUUAAAGCAAAUCGUCAACUAAUUUCCGCUGAACAAUGCAUUCGAAUGCAGGAGAGCAGUGAGAUUUUGUAACAACAACGGCAACAACAAGCAUAUUAAUUAUAAUUAUUCAUUAUUUUUUACCUCAACUUUGCUACGAAAAAUCCCGCACGCAUGUGGCAACAAAGUGCAACGCAACAACACCAACAACACACUGUUUUAAGUAAUAGAAUAUUUCGAAUAACAACAACAAGUAUAUCAAAAGUGUCAAAAAAUUGCCAAAAACGGAAUUGAUAAACGCAAAAGCCAAUAACAACAACCAACCUUUAUUCCCACUUUACUCCCUCCCCCUCCCCCUUGAACGGAAAAGGCACGUACGACAUUCGUGUCAACGGCAACUAUGCAUUUGACACAUAACAGCAACAACAACAACAACAGCAGCAGCAACACCGAUGAUGAAUGUGCCAGUUCAAUAUCAUCAGUAAAGGCGACGGCGACAACGGCGUCGACCACAGCAGCACUUGCAAAUAUUUGCCACACACGUUGCAGUGAAAGGCAGGGAAAUGAGCAACAACAACAACGACCACAAAACCUUUUGCGACCAGGCGUUGGUGUGAGUGGGCACAGCAAGCUUAGUAGCCACAGCCCAGUGGGGGCAGAAAAUGUUGCACAGCAACAACAACAAAAAUGGUGUCACCGCCCACGGGUGUCAGCAGCAACACUUGCACAGCGGGCAACGAAAACAACAACAGCAGCAAUAGCGCGUAUAGCAAGCGGCAAGCGUAUGUUGCAUGCUCAUAGCAACAAUAAACUGUCAACUUUUCUACAAAGUAGCAAUUUUUUUACAUACGCCUUUGUUGUUGUCAUAUUUUUAAGCAGCUACAGUGUGACAGGUGUGAGUGCAAGCGAAAAUGGUGGUGGCGUCAAUGAUGCGUUUAGUAACACCGCUGUGUCAACCAUUGAUCAAAUUGUAAAUACGAGUCUCAGCAACAACAAUAACAACAGUGGCAACAGUGACAACAGCGGGAUUGUUAAAGAUGCAACUAACAGUAAUUAUCGUGAUACGCAAAAGCACCGCACAACGAACGCCUAUCAAUAUGAUGUAAUUAACAACAAUAACGGUAAUAAUAUUGAUAGUAAUAAAAACGGCAAUAACAACAAAAACAACAACAACAACCAGAAGGGCACAGCUGUCGACAUCGUACUAAGUGAUUAUAGUGAAGCCUUCGCAAGCCUGGUAGCCGCGGGUCCACUAAAUGACACAGACAACAACAACAACAAAGGCAGUAGUAGUAGCAGCAGCGUGUAUAGUAUAGCUACUGGGCAUGAUAGUGAGUUUGCAUCCAACAUUAGUGAUAGCAUUAAAAGAAAUUUUACGGCCACUCCCGUUGGCGAUGACGAUGUUGCGCCGCCGUUCGAUUUGCACGAUGAGCUAUUGGACAGUCUGCGUGGCACGCAUAGUUUGCCACAGCAACCAAUGUAUACGAACGACUUUGCGGUACACAUACCAGCUGGCGGACAAAUUGCCAAUAUAAUUGCCGACAAAUAUGGAUUCAUUAAUAGAGGACAGGUUGGCGCCCUUAAAGACUAUUAUCUUUUUCAUCAUCGAAACGUCGCCAAACGUUCAUUGCGUUUGAGUAACGAACACCAUAGCGCCUUAAAUUCUGAACCAGAGGUCCGAUGGAUGCAACAGCAACAUGAAAAGUUGCGUAAGAAACGUGAUGGUUCCUAUACCACCUUACCCGGCUAUAGUCCCUAUGAUGUGAUAAGACCAGGUGCUGGUUUCAUUGGUGCACCUGGUUCCCGCCUUACAUAUCAUCCAACAGCGUCGGCGCGUAGUAGUUCACCAUUGCUUUCACGUGCAUCACGCAUUCAGUAUCGCGCUGUCACAUCACACAAUAUAUUUCCCGAUCCUCUAUUCAAGGAACAGUGGUAUUUGGUGAGUGAUAAUGGUGGCGCCAAAGAUGGUCUUGAUAUGAAUAUCGGUCCUGCCUGGCAGAAAGGUUACACUGGCAAAGGCGUUGUCGUUUCCAUACUCGACGAUGGCAUACAAACGAAUCAUCCUGACCUUGCGCAAAACUAUGAUCCCGAUGCGUCUUUCGAUAUAAAUGGCAAUGACUCCGAUCCGACGCCACAAGACAAUGGUGAUAAUAAGCACGGUACUAGGUGCGCCGGAGAAGUGGCGGCGGUUGCGUUCAAUAACUAUUGCGGAGUGGGAGUGGCUUACAAUGCAAGUAUUGGAGGCGUCCGUAUGUUGGAUGGUAAAGUGAAUGAUGUUGUCGAAGCGCAGGCUUUGAGCUUAAAUCCAUCACAUAUUGACAUCUACAGUGCCUCAUGGGGUCCCGAGGACGAUGGCUCAACGGUGGAUGGCCCUGGGCCAUUGGCACGGCGCGCUUUCAUUUAUGGCGUAACUAGCGGACGACAAGGCAAGGGUUCGAUAUUUGUUUGGGCAUCGGGUAAUGGUGGUCGCUAUACGGACUCGUGCAACUGUGAUGGUUAUACGAAUUCGAUUUUCACACUGUCCAUUUCGAGUGCAACGCAAGGCGGCUUCAAACCCUGGUACCUUGAGGAGUGCUCUUCUACGCUAGCCACCACAUACAGCUCCGGCACGCCCGGCCAUGAUAAGAGUGUAGCCACCGUAGAUAUGGAUGGUCGUCUGCGACCCGAUCAUAUCUGCACCGUGGAACACACUGGCACCUCCGCCUCUGCUCCGCUCGCCGCCGGCAUUUGCGCGCUAGCACUGGAAGCUAACCCCAAUCUCACCUGGCGCGACAUGCAAUAUCUUGUCGUUUACACUUCACGACCGGGACCAUUGGAGAAGGAAAGUGGCUGGAUAUUGAACGGUGUUAAGCGUAAGUACAGUCACAAAUUUGGUUAUGGCCUCAUGGAUGCUGGCGCUAUGGUGAGUUUGGCUGAGCAAUGGACAACGGUGCCGCCACAACACAUAUGCAAGUCACGUGAAAAUAAUGAGGAUCGUAAAAUUGAAGGCUCUUAUGGCUACACGCUAGCCACUCACAUGGAUGUGAAUGGUUGUGCUGGCACGAUCAAUGAAGUGCGCUAUCUGGAGCAUGUGCAGUGUCGCAUUACGCUGCGUUUCUUUCCACGUGGCAAUUUGCGCAUUUUGCUCACAUCGCCAAUGGGCACGACCAGUACGCUGCUGUUCGAGCGUCCACGUGAUAUAGUGAAAUCAAACUUUGAUGAUUGGCCUUUCUUGAGCGUACACUUCUGGGGUGAGAAGGCAGAGGGUCGCUGGACUUUGCAAGUGAUAAAUGGUGGUCGGCGUCGUGUCAAUCAACCGGGCAUACUCUCCAAGUGGCAAUUGAUCUUCUACGGCACAGCAAUGCAGCCAAUGCGAUUGAAGAGUGAUUUAAUGCAACAGCAAAUGCGCGUCUCUGCAGGAGUCAAUCCUUACACUUAUCCCACUGAGUCGGAUUUGGGGCAGCCCACAAAUGAUGGCGGUUACUAUAAUGCCGAUCAAUUUGCUGGCUAUUUAAAUUUCCAAAAUUUAUUCACCGGCGCCGGUUCAAAUCCAGAGCAGGCGGUCGCCACGGUGGACGGUCAUAAUAUACCAACGCCACAACGUCAGAACGUCAUGGCGGACUCGAAUAAUAAGCUCGUAUUGCAUGAUUGUGAUCCAGAAUGUGAUUCGCAGGGAUGCUACGGUCGCGGCCCGACGCAGUGUGUCGCCUGUAAACAUUACCGCCUGGAUAACACGUGCGUUAGCCGGUGCCCGCCACGCUCUUUUCCCAACCAGGGUGGGGUCUGCUGGCCCUGCCAUGAAUCCUGCGAAACUUGUGCAGGCGCUGGUCAAGACAGCUGUUUGACAUGUGCACCUGCACAUCUACAUGUCGUUGAUUUGGCUGUGUGCCUGCAAGUUUGUCCCGAUGGAUAUUAUGAAAAUUAUGAUAACAAAACUUGUGUGCCAUGUGAAGCUAAUUGCGCCUCCUGUCAAGAUCGUCCCGACUAUUGUACGAGCUGUGAGCAUCAUUUGGUCAUGCACGAACAUAAAUGUUACUCCGCCUGUCCAUUACAUACGUACGAAACGGAAGAUUAUAAUUGCGCAUCAUGCCAUUCAUCUUGUGACACUUGCAACGGUUCCGCCGAAUCGCAAUGCAUCACUUGUCGUUCUGGUCGCUUUGCAUUUGAUGGCAAAUGUUUAAACAAUUGCCCGGAUGGUUACUAUGCGGACAAAAAACGUCAGGAAUGUGUUGCCUGCCCUACCGGUUGUGCAACAUGUAGCAGCAAUGGCUUUUGCUUAACAUGCCAUGAAAAUUGGACGCGCAACAAGAAGGGCAAAUGUAUUACAACGGGCAGUGAGAAUUGUGAUGAAUCUGAAUACUACGACAACAAUCACUGUCAUCCCUGUCAUUCCACCUGUGAAACCUGCGAUGGACCCACCGAAUCGAAUUGCCUUUCAUGCCCACAAAGUCUACUCCUACAAUCGAGCCAUUGUGUAAGCAGCUGCGAUGAUGGCUUCUACAUGGAAGCUGGUGUUUGCGCCAAAUGCCUGCACACGUGCACACAAUGCGUGUCACGAAUGAAUUGCACCGCCUGCGCCAAAGGAUUGCAGCUGCAGAGCGGCGAAUGUCGUACAACCUGUGCUGAUGGCUAUUACAGCGACCGUGGCACCUGUGCGAAGUGUUACCUCAGCUGUCACACCUGCAGUGGACCGCGUCGCGAUCAAUGCGUACAGUGUCCGGUUGGCUGGCAGUUGGCGGGCGGCGAAUGUCAUCCCGAGUGUCCGGAGGGUUUCUACAAGUCGGAGUUUGGCUGUCAAAAGUGUCAUCAUUAUUGCAAAACUUGUAACGGCGCUGGUCCUUUGGCCUGCACAUCCUGCCCGCUGCACUUCAUGCUCGACGGUGGUCUGUGCAUGGAGUGCCUGGGGUCACAGUACUAUGACUCACCCACACAAACGUGCAAAACUUGCCACGACUCGUGCCGCUCCUGCUCUGGCCCCGGCCAGUAUUCAUGCAAAACGUGCGCUUUCCCAUUGAAUUUGGAUCGUUUGAAUAAUCAGUGUGUACCCUGUUGUCCCACCGAUGCGUCACCGGAGGAUCAAUCGUGCUGUCAUUGUGAUAAGGAUACGGGCGGUUGCAUUAACGCUUCACCGGCGGGCAAACGCCGCAUUGCAGCCGCGGCUGAGCAACAACAAUUUGGUAAUGUUUAUCGUGGUGGCAGCGUAUUCGCUGGCCUACCGGAUGAGGAGAGCGUCAAGGAUAGCAUUUUUACACCAACACUCAUCACACCGUUCUCGUUUUGUUUAGCCUUGGUGUCCGUAUGUGUGUUUGCAACCGGCGGUACUAUGUUUGUAAAUAAAACAUGUCGCCGGAGGAAGACUUAUUCGAAAUUAGAUCGGGAAAUGGAUGAAGUCGAAGGCAUAAAUGGAAUUAAAGAGAGCCUACUCAAAUCCCAUGCUGAAUCAAAUUUGAACGACUAUCAUGAUGAAGAGUACGAAGUUUAUCGUGAUGACGACGCGACAGCGAAGGAAAGAGAGCAAGAUGACCAAGUGAAUGAACUGGAUGUGCCAACGAUUGGUUACAAAGGCAUCAAAGCGUUAACAGCUGCAACAACGAAUUCAACGCAGGCAGCAGCAGCAGCAGCAGCAGCAGCAACAACAACAACAACAAUAAUCGAUUCAAAUCGCAUCAAAGAGACCCGUAAGCUGAAACAAACGGCAAAUUUAAUGAAUCUUACAGUUACACCAACAAAUAAUGUCUACGUAGAAACGAAAAAUAAGCUGAAUAACGAAGAUUUGCGUCAGGCACGCCAAACCAAAAACAACAACAGCAACUACUUGGCCCAUGUGAAUGUGAAUGUGAAUGCGAACAGUCAACACCAACCCAGUGGGCCGAGUGGACAAAGUGGCCAUAGUAUGAGCUACCUCAGUCGAUUUAUGCCAACCACAGCUGCGAAGUGUUAUGAACUACUACCACAAGCGACGUCAAACGCUGCCGAUAUGCACAGCACGGCGACGUCGGGCAAUGUCAAUGCAAGGACAUAGAAAUGGGAAUCGCUCAUUGAUGUGCGUUGCUCAUAACUAAUUCAUUCGAAUUAAUGUGUGAGUAAAAGCAUGUAAGUGAAAUUGCGUUUGUGAUUGUGUAUAAAGCGUAAAUGAAAAUGUGAAAGGGGAAAAAAAUAGAAAAACAAAAAACUAUGUAAAAAAAUUAGUAGUUAAAAACUAUUUAUUAGUAAAAAAGGAAAAAUGAUUUAAACAUACAUGCGUACAUAUGAACAAAAAAUUUACUAAAAAUAACGUAAGUCAAGAGGAAAAUAAAAAUUUAUAAAAA